This is a messenger RNA of Guyanagaster necrorhizus, 2460 nucleotides long. RefSeq names its product homoaconitase. The record is from RefSeq and is a predicted model, not a curated record. Bases 47 to 2242 code for a protein of 731 amino acids. The transcript has 2 exons. Gene Ontology annotation, biological process: L-lysine biosynthetic process. NCBI's taxonomy places the organism in Eukaryota, Fungi, Basidiomycota, Agaricomycetes, Agaricales, Physalacriaceae. Gene Ontology annotation, molecular function: 4 iron, 4 sulfur cluster binding; homoaconitate hydratase activity.
UUACCUUUUGCAAGACGCGACCUCGACAAAAAUCAUCUGUUUGGCAAUGCCAGCCCUCUGCUCUCGUGUCCAGCCUUGGGUACGAUGGUUGCAAUACCGCACGUUUGCCACAACGGUGGCCACGCCUUCGAGGACGCCGCAGACGGUCAUCGAAAAGGUGGUGCAGCGAUAUGCAGUUGGAUUUCCUGAAGGAAAGGCAGUCAAGGCGGGCGACUACGUGAUGAUACGCCCAGAGCAUGUCAUGACCCACGACAACACUGGACCCGUCAUCACUAAAUUCAAAUCCAUUGGGGCGACCAGGAUUCAUAAUACUUCCCAGCCUGUCUUCACUCUCGAUCACGACGUGCAGAAUAGGUCGCAGAAGAACCUCGCAAAGUACGCUAGCAUCGAGACCUUUGCCCGGCAGCAUGGUAUCGACUUUUAUCCGUCUGGCCGGGGAAUAGGGCAUCAAGUCUUGGUCGAGGAGGGAUACGCCUUCCCUCACACCCUCACCGUCGCCAGUGAUAGCCAUAGCAACAUGUACGGCGGCGUCGGAUGCGUCGGCACACCUAUCGUUCGAACAGAUGCUGCAGCGCUGUGGGCAACGGGAAAGACAUGGUGGCAGGUCCCGCGAAUGGUCAAGGUCGAGCUACGCGGAUGCCUGGCUCCUGGUGUAACAGGCAAGGAUGUUAUCGUUGCAUUGUGCGGAUCCUUCAACCGUGACGAAGUCCUCAACGCUGCCAUCGAGUUCACAGGAGACGGUAUUGCAGCCCUGAACAUCGACGACCGCCUCACCAUUGCCAACAUGACUACAGAAUGGGGCGCCUUGGCUGGCGUAUUCCCCGUCGACGACGUCACGUUGCAAUGGUACGAAGAUGCGGUGUCAAGAAUGGAGGCACGAACAUUUACCUCUCCCUCGGAUCCUUCAUUGAUUCCUCCACCUCCCGACCAUCCCCGUCUGAACUGUCAGCGCUUGAAUUCUCUUCGUGUUGCAAACAUCACAUCAGACCCCAACGCUGAAUAUUCUUCGCAUCUCAUAUUGGACUUGUCUACCCUCGUACCCCAUGUAUCGGGUCCCAAUAGCGUCAAAGUCUCGACUCCUCUUCCGGUUCUCCAAGAUGCGCAGAUCAAUAUCCAGAAAGCAUACCUCGUCAGCUGCACAAACUCCCGAGUAUCCGAUCUCGCAGCAGCAGCAGCAGUUCUGAAAGGACACAAGGUCGCUCCAGGCGUAGAAUUUUACGUCGCGGCUGCCAGUUCUGUGGUUCAGCAGGAAUCCGAACGGUUAGGUGACUGGGAAACGCUCGUUUUGUCUGGCGCAAAGGUUCUCCCGGCAGGAUGCGGUCCUUGUAUCGGGCUCGGAACCGGGUUAUUGGAAGAAGGAGAAACGGGUAUCAGUGCAACUAACAGGAACUACAAGGGACGGAUGGGACAUCCAAAGGCACAGGCAUAUCUUGCUUCUCCCGCCGUUGUUGCAGCCAGCGCUAUCAAGGGGUACAUAUGUAGUCCCGAUUCCUUGGAUGCUGAUGCUCUGCCGAAAACUAAUGCGCCCACAUUCUCUCUAUCUGAUGUCCCACCUGUCACAACUACUGUUUCAUCCGCGGCUGAGAAUCCUGUUCUCCCAGGGUUUCCGUUCAACUUUUCUGGCCCACUUCUUUUUGCACCACAGGAUAACCUCAACACCGACGGCAUAUAUCCCGGAAAGUACACCUACCAGGAUGAUAUCACCCUAGAGCGGCAAGCUGAGGUGGUGAUGGAGAACUACGACCCAUCCUUUGCCUCCACUGUGUCUUCCAUUCUUAAGACCCAAAAAGGCUCUCCUGCCGAACCAACCGAAAAGAAAGGCGUCAUUCUUGUGUCGGGGUACAACUUUGGGACAGGUUCCUCUCGCGAGCAGGCCGCGACAGCACUAAAAGCCGCUGGUGUGCCUGUUGUUAUUGCGGGUUCCUUUGGUGACAUCUUCAAGCGGAAUGCGAUCAACAAUGGGCUGGUGUGCCUUGAGAGUCCGGAGCUUGUCAAGGACCUCAGUGAACAGUAUGCCAAGGGUGGUCGACGAGGCGCAGGCGGAACUGAUGGCGAGCUGACCGUCAAUAAAGGUCUGUCUGUCGACAUCGGCAUGAUAGAUGGCAAGAUGGUUGUGACUUGGGUCUCAGAGGGUCAGAGUAAGACUUAUCACGUCAGGCCCAUAGGCGCGAGUGUGCAGGAGCUGUGGAUCUGUGGAGGCCUGGAGGGAUACAUCCUUAAGGAAAUACAGGCCCGAGCGUAGUGAAAAGCAUCCAAUUGUAUGUAUCCUCCAUUAAUUUCGACGAAUCUUUAUGUUGUAUCCAUAGAAUUCAGCAUGUGGCAAAAGUACAGAUGAGUUGUAGAUAAGUAAAUUCAGCAUACACCAGUCCAAUUUUGGGAUCAGAGGUAUCACAGGAAGGGGUUCCAUACACUACGAACCGAAUUCUUGGGUGUAGUAGCAAUGUCAAGCCUUGUAUCGGG